AUGAAAUUUUUAUAGUAAUGUUCUUUGAUAAAUUUUUCAUAAGGUCCUUCAGAAUAAUAACCAAUCAGAUUUUAUCAUGAAAUAUUUGACAUAUAAAGGAAGACAAAAAUUUUAAUUAUUUUUAAUCAGGACCAUUAAAUCAUAUACUAAUAAAAUGAAGUUAUAUUGAGAAUGUACAUUUAAUUUAAGUAAAUAAGUGAUCCAUCUUAAGAAACUCCAGAUCUCCUGAGGAAUUUGGAUUAGAUCAAAAAUCUUGAAUGGUAAGUUGAUAAUGGAAAAAACAAUAAAAAAUUAAAAAAAUGGAGAGCAUUUUGGAAAGGAGAAAUUAUUCCUGAAGUUGGAGGUUACUAAGAAAAUGAAAUAAAAUAAGGUUUAUGGAAAGAGUUAUUUUAGUAAUAUUCCAAGUAAAUUUGUAUUAGUAAAAUAACAUAGUCAAGCUAAAGUAUAUGAGAUAGGAGAAUAUUAAAUGGAUAAUAGAUGUGGCAGAUGGAUACAUAUUUAAGAAGAAAAAAAAAUGUAUUUUGAAAUUAGAAUUUUGAAUAGCGCUGGAGGAUACUAUGAUGAGAAGGGUUAGAAGCAGGGAAAAUGGUUUGACAUGAGCGUUGAUUUUAAUAUUAAUUCUUAAGUCAUAUAUAAUGGUUAGUACAAUGCUGGUAAAAAGGUUGGUUUGUGGGAUACUUAUUUCGAUUGUAAAGGGAAAAAUUAAAUAAUGUAAUCAGUAAUUAAGAAAAGAUAACUGGAAAACUGGUAGUGGGGGAGGAGUAUAUCAGAAAGAAAGUUCGAUUAAGAUUGGAAUAUGGAUUGAACUAAGGGAUGGCUUUUAUGAGAAUUCACAAAUUAUUUAUAAAGGAGAAUAUAGUAAAAAUGGUUAAAAAAUCGGCAGAUGGGAUACUUUGUAUAGGAAAAAUGAAGAUUACGAAAUAAUGUAAAAUUCAUCCAAGAUUUUUAGUGGUGGUGGAUAGUAUGAUGAAAAUUGUUCGAUUAAGACCGGAAAGUGGAUUGAAAUAAGUGAUAAUUUUGAGUAUUACUCUCAAGUCUCUUCAUAAGGUGAAUACAAAAACGGAGAAAAAAUCGGUAGAUGGGAUAUUUUUUAUAAGAUAAGUGACGAAUUCAAAUUAAUGUAAAAUAAAUCUAAAUUUUUAGUGGUGGUGGAUAAUAUGAUGAAGAAGGUUCAAUUAAGUUUGGAAGGUGGAAUGAAUUGAGUGAUAUUUUUCAUCUGGAUUCAUAAGUUAUCUAUUAAGGAGAAUACAAUAAAAAUGGUAAUAAGAUUGGUAGGUGGGAUAUUUUGUUUAGAGGAAAAGAAGAAUUUGAAUUAAUGUAUAAUUAAUCUAAUAUUUUAGUGGUGGUGGAUAGUAUGAUGAAGGGAGUUCAAUUAAGAUUGGUGAAUGGAUUGAAUUGAAUGAUUCGUUUAGCAUAAGUUCAUAAGUAAUUUAUAAGGGCUGGUAUAAUAAAAAUGGUAAAAAAGUUGGAAGAUGGGAUAUUUUGUUUAGAAGAUGCAAUAAAUAUGAAUAAAUGUAAAUUAUAUUCAAUUUUUUUAAGUGGUGGUGGAUAUUAUGAUGAAGAAAACUACAUGAAAAUUGGACAUUGGAUUGAAUUAUAUAAUAAAUUUUAAAAUGAAUGGGAAAUUACAUAUACUGGUGAGUAUAAUAAAAAUGGCAAAAAAGUUGGGAAAUGGUUAGAAAUUGAUAUAGAAAGGAACAAAAAAAGUAUUAUAAGAAGUAUAAAUUAUGAUGAUUGA
This is a messenger RNA of Paramecium sonneborni, 1738 nucleotides long. Lineage: Eukaryota; Ciliophora; Oligohymenophorea; Peniculida; Parameciidae. The record is from the annotation of a GenBank genome assembly.